Molecule: messenger RNA, 5247 nt
Organism: Polypterus senegalus (gray bichir)
Lineage: Eukaryota; Metazoa; Chordata; Cladistia; Polypteriformes; Polypteridae
Product: NACHT, LRR and PYD domains-containing protein 3-like
Exons: 20
Coding region: 409-5247 (1612 amino acids)
Cellular component (GO): cytoplasm
Molecular function (GO): protein binding
Source: RefSeq, a predicted model, not a curated record
CAAGCGAGAUUAACUAUCUAAAUUAACACAUUCAACUUUGAUUUAUUACUCAAUCCCCGAUGUCGAUCGAUCGCUGUCCAUGCAUCAGAGAAGAGCUACGAACGUAUCUUGGGCUAUCUUCGUGAACUCCAGCUGACAGGUGUUAUCAUUUUCAACUUACGACUUCAUUCCAUUUUUCAGGGCGACCACUUCCUAUCAAAACUGAAAGGAUCGUUUUGAAGUUCGGGGAAAACCAUUUACCCUCAUUUCAACCUAGUUCUCUAACUAUUUUUUGUGAGAUCUGCUCUCGACUCUUUACGUUUUCAGAAUAAUCGACAGCUCAAGUCCCAGCCUGUUUAAAGAUCACAAACUUUGGUGAAAGGAGAACUUGAAGGAGACCAACUGCCCAUCUAAUCACAAAAUCUAAAGAUGAGUGAAGACGGCUUGUGUAAGAAGUUUGUGUCAAUGAUCUCCAGGAAAAGAAGAUCUGAUGAAGACAUUGAUGCUCUCUCUGGUUUAACACAGAGGUUUCCUAAAGUAAUAAAAACAUUCUCUCAUGAGGAUCUCCUCAAGAUCACUGAGUUCUACAAGCCCAACCUGGCUUAUGUGAUUGAAUACGACAUCACGAGUAUCCUGCAGAACCUGGCCACCAAGAACAUCCUCACCAACGAUGAGGCCAAGAGAUUCAAAAAUAAAGAAAAGUUUGAGGGUCUAGCAGGUGUGGAGUCCUUCAUCAGUGAUAUAAUGAAGAUGGACAGACUGGUGAGCCUGUGGGAGGCGCUGGCUGAAGAACUUGAGAGAUUUCCGUCACCAAACCUGACAUUAAUACUGGAGGAGGUGACAGAGUGGGGACAAAAACUUUUGGUGGAUAUUCAGGCCAGUCUCCAGCCCCCAACCAUUAAGGCUCAUAUUAAAGGCCUCUAUGAAACCCACAAAGGUGGUGUGUCUGAAUCCACAAGAAGUCUGGAGGAUCAGGCUUCUCUUGAUGACCCAAACAUGAGAGCUGUGGACUUUGAGACUCGAUACACAGAGCUUAUGGUCAUCAAACACUACAAAAGAACAUACAGUGAGAGGCACCAUGAACUGGUGAAGAUGGGGAAGACUCAUGCAAAGCUGGUAGAGGAGCAGACAAAAAGCAAAUGUGAGCGAAUCUGGACUGAACAUCUUUUCAGAAGGAGUCCAGGAAAUGAGACUGCACCCCGUAUUGUAUUUGUCAGUGGAGUGGCUGGAAUGGGGAAGACCACCAUAGUCCAGAAGAUCAUGUUUGACUGGGCCAGAGGCACUCAGUAUCAGAGGUUUGCUUUUGUGUUCCUGUUUAAAUUCAAGGAGCUCAACCUACUAGACACAGAGGAAGAACCACAGAUGCCUCUGACCAGGCUGAUUGUAAGACACUAUAAAUAUCUCAAUGACCCGAGACUGAAAGAAAUCCUUCAGGAACCCGAAUCUCUCCUCUUUAUAUUUGAUGGACUGGAUGAGUACAAACACACACUGGACUUCACAGAGCAGCGACUCUGCUCAAACCCAGAUGACUACAUUCCUGUUCACACCCUGGUCACCAGCCUGGUUAGAAGGACAUUACUGAAGGGCUGUACAGUUUUGAUCACAAGCAGACCAACAGCCCUGGAGGCCCUAGACAUGAAGAAUGUUGAUCGAUUUACAGAAAUCCUGGGGUUCUUCCCUAAACAAAGACUGAUGUACUUUCAGAAGUUCUUUGGUGAUGCUGAUCGAGGCUCAGAGGCAUUUCAGUAUGUGGAGGAGAACGCCAUCCUGUACACCAUGUGCUUCAACCCCUCAUACUGCUGGACUAUCUGCUCUGUGCUGAAGAGUCACUUCAUGACACCUGAAGCAGAGCGAGGAGCUGCACCCAGAACUGUCACUGAGCUCUUUGUGAUGUUCCUUCACAACAUCCUCACUAAUCACAAGCGACAAGCCAAGGAUCAGCGGGGGAUUCUGAUCAAACUAGGAAAAAUGGCUUAUUAUGGAGUGGUCAACAGAAUUCUUGUGUUUUAUGACAAGUUUGAGAUGUUCACCUUUGGUCUCCAGCCAGUCUUGUCCUCUCCAUUCCUUUCAGGGUUCCUCAAAGAAAUCCUUCAGAGAGAAAGCACUCUGGAGCACACGACAUACACAUUCUACCACCUCACCCUGCAGGAGUUCAUGGCAGCCUUAUCAUAUUAUCUUGGUCCAUCAGGGGGUAUCAAAGAGCUGCUUGAGAAGUUGGAGUCAAGUCAAGAUGGCCAGUUUGAGAUUCUCACUCGAUUUUUGGCAGGACUGGCCACUCCUUCUGUGUUUAAAACACUGGGGGGAGUCAUGGGGGACUUUGAGAGGAAGACAGCAAAGCAGGUACUGGACUGGGUGAAGCAGAAAGCUGAACAGGCACUAUGGGGCCAAGAUAAACAUGAAGCUCUGCGAGUGUGUCAGUGGCUCUAUGAGACUCAGAAUAAGAGGUUAAUCAGAGAUGCCAUUGGGCAGGAUUUAAAAAUGGACUUUAGUGGGAUGACUUUAUCUCCUCUGGACUGUGCUGUGCUGGGCUCUGUCAUCAGCUGCUGUGGAGAAUUUGAGGAGCUCAACCUGAAAGAGACAAACCUCACUCCAGAGUGCAUCAGGAGAUUGGAGCCGGGGCUCAUCUGCUGCAGACAUGUCAAUCUGGCUUCAUGCCGAAAUUUCACUGAACUUUGCUCAGCUUUCUCCUCGGCUCUCACUGCUGAGCACUCACGACUGACUGAGUUGGACCUGAGCUGGGGUUUUCUGGGAGAUGCAGGAGUGUCUGAGCUGUGUAAGGACCUGAGGGACCCAAACUGUAAAUUAGAGAAACUGAGACUGUUCUCAUGUCGUCUCACUUCCAGAUGUUGCUCAGCGCUCUCCUCAGCAGUCUCAUUUCCACAGUCCCAACUGACUAAACUGGAACUGAAUGACAAUAAUCUGUGUGAUUCAGGAGUCAAGAGGCUCUGUAAGGGGCUGAGGAGUGAAAACUGUAAAUUAAAGACACUGAGGUUGUCUGAAUGUUCUCUCACCUCUGAAUGUUGCUCAGCUCUCUACUCUGCUCUUUCCGAUGAACACUCAAGGCUGACUGAGCUGGAGCUGCACAGCAAUAAACUGAGGGAUUCAGGAGUGACUGAGCUGUGUGUGGGGCUGAGGAGUGAAAACUGUAAAAUAAAAAGGCUGAGCCUGACUAAAUGUGGUCUCACUUCUGGAUGUUGCUCCAUUCUCUCUGCGUCUCUCUCUGCUCCACAUUCACGACUGACUGAGCUGCAGUUGGAUGAAAAUAAACUGAAGGAUUCAGGAGUGACUGAUCUGUGUGAGGGGCUGAGGAACACAAACUGCAAAUUAGAGUCACUGAGGCUGGACUCAUGUCACCUCACUUCUGGAUGUUGCUCAGCUCUCUCCUCGGCUCUCUCUGCUCCACACUCACGACUGACUGAUCUGAACCUCAGUGACAAUAAACUCGAGAAUUCAGGAGUAACUGAGCUGUGUGGGGGGCUCUGGAACAAAAAUUGUAAAAUAGAGAUAUUGAGCCUGUCUCAUUGUCAUCUCACCUCCAGAUGUUGCUCAGCUCUCUCCUCUGCUUUUUCUGCUCCACACUCACGACUGACUAAGUUGGAGCUGAAUGACAAUAAACUGGGGGAUUCAGGAGUGGAUCAGCUGUGUGAGGGCCUGAAAAGUGAAAACUGUAAACUAAAGAUACUGUGCCUUUCUAAAUGUCACCUCACCUCUGGAUGUUGCUCAGCUCUCUCAUUGGUUCUCUCUGCUCCACACUCACCACUGACUGAGCUGGACCUCAGCAUCAAUCAACUGGGUGAUUCAGGAGUGACUGUGCUGUGCAAAGGGCUAAGGAGUGAAAACUGUAAACUAAAGACACUGAGCCUGGCCUCAUGUCAUCUCACCUCCAGAUGCUGCUCCGCUCUCUCCUCAGCUCUUUCUGCUCCACACUCACAGCUGACUGAGCUGAAUUUGGGUGUGGUUGACUUAAAAGAUUCAGGACUGACUGAGCUGUGUGAGGGGCUGAGGAGCACAAACUGCAAAUUAGAGAAAUUGCGUGAAACCAUCCUGUAUUUAUUGACACUAGCAAUCACUGAGGGGUUAGCGGUGGUCCUGUCUAAUCAGAUCCUGCAUGAAACCGGAAAGCAAUCUUUUGUGGUCCUCCUAGUGGUGGUCAUUUGUGAGCAGAUCAUGAGCUGUGACCCCAGUGGUGUUCAGCCUGCAGGUGUUAAGGUUUCCCAAGGUUUGACACAGAAGUUUCCUAAAGUUAUAAAGUCAUUUUCUUAUGAUGAUCUCCAGAAGAUCACGAAGUACUAUAAGUCCUACCUGUCCUAUGUGAUUGAAUACAACAUCAUGAGUAUCCUGCAGAACCUGGUCACCAAGAACAUCCUCACCAACAAUGAGGCUAAGAGAUUCAAAGCAGCAGAAAAGCAUAAGGGUAGAGCAGAUGUGGAGUCUUUCAUCAGUGACAUAAUGAAGAUGGACAGAGGUGUACUGGUGAGCCUAUGGGAGGCUCUGGCAGAAGAAGUUGUGAGAUUUCCAUCGCCAAACAUGACAAGAAUACUGAAAGAGGUGACAGAGGCAGGACCAAACUUUUUUCAGGCCAGUCUCCAGCCCCCUCCCAUUAAGGCUCAUAUUAAAGGCCUCUAUAAGAGACACAGAGGUGGUGUGUCUGAAUCCACAAGGACUCUGGAGGAUCAGCCUUCUCCUGGUGACACAAACAUGAGAGCUUUGGGAUUGGAGACUUCACACACAGAGCUAAUGGAGCUCAACCUCCUAGACACGGAGAAAGAACCACAGAUGCCUCUGACCAGGCUGAUUGUAAGGCACUAUAAAUAUCUCAAUGACCCAAAGUUGAGAGAAAUUCUGCAGAAACCUGAAUCUCUCCUCUUUAUAUUUGAUGGGAUGGAUGAGUACAAACACAAAUUGGACUUCACAGAGCAGCGACUCUGCUCAAACCCAGAUGACUAUUUCACUGUCCACACCCUGGUCAUCAGCCUGGUCAGAAGGACAUUACUGAAGGGCUGCACAGUCCUGAUAACCACCAGACCAACAGCCCUGGAGACCCUGAACAUGAAGAGAGUUGAUCGAUUUGCAGAGAUCCUGGGGUUCUUCCUUGAACAAAGGCUGAUAUACUUUAAGAAGUUCUUUGGUGAUGCUGAUCAGGGCUCUGAGGCUUUUCUGUAUGUGGAGGAGAACGCCAUCCUGUACACCAUGUGCUUCAACUCCUCAUACUGCUGGAUUAUCUGCUCUGUACUGAAGAGCCACUUCAUUAUACCUGAAGAAGAGUGA